AUGUGCCUCUCACAUGAAUUGGACGAGACAGAUUGUUCGGAGAGCAAUGAAGGCCAGGAGAUAUCACACAAAAAAAAAUUGAAAAAAGGAAAACAUCCCAAGCAGACAAAACAAUACCUGAGAAAAUACAAGCAAGGUUGGGAAAAAGACGAACGAUACAAAGCAUGGCUUUCAUCGAGUACUCAAGGUCCAGAAUUGUUCUUCUGUAGAUUUUGUUCAAAUCACUACAAAUGUAGUAAGACUGCUAUUGAAAGGCAUAUGAAGUCCAAGACCCACGAGAAAGCAGCUAACGAAUUCGUAAACCAACAAACUCUGUCUAGUAUGAAGUCGAUUGAAGAAUCGCGGAAUUUUGAAAUGAUGACGAAAGAGAAUGAAAUUCGGAUUGCCAGUUUCAUUGCUAAGCAUGAUUUGUCUUUCAAUUUAUCUCCGCACUUGGUCAAAAUGAUCCAGAGUUUGAAUUUAGAUCAAAAAGUUCUGAAGAAUUUGUCUUGUGCAAAAACCAAAUGUCAGGCGAUCAUCUGCAAUGUCACGGGUGCAAAAGGUAAAGAAAAAGUUAUCCAGUUAAUGAGAAGCGAAAAGUUUUCUCUGCUCAUUGAUGAAUCAACGGACAUAAGCUCAACGAAAAAUCUAGCUGUCGUCACCAGAAUUCUCGUUGAUGGAGUAAUCCGGGAUCUAUUUGUCGGGCUAUUCGAGAUUGCUGAGGCAAAUACUAAUAACAUCUACAGUAUUCUAGUUGGAUUUUUCGAUGAAAAUGCAAUUCCCUACAAACAAAACAUGGUUGGGUUUGCUGCUGAUGGAGCUUCCGUGAUGAUGGGACGUAAUCAUUCGGUUUCAGUGCUUUUAAAAAAAGAUAUUCCAUCUCUCUUCGUCAUGAGAUGUACAUGCCAUUCUCUGGCCCUUUGUGCAUGUGCUGCCUGUGGCAAGUUGCCUGAGCAGGUGGAUUCGACGAUGAAAUAA
This is a messenger RNA of Diachasma alloeum, 957 nucleotides long. RefSeq lists its product as uncharacterized. The coding region runs from base 1 to 957 and encodes 318 amino acids. The record is from RefSeq and is a predicted model, not a curated record. NCBI's taxonomy places the organism in Eukaryota, Metazoa, Arthropoda, Insecta, Hymenoptera, Braconidae. The transcript has a single exon.